CUGGUAAGUAAUCCAAGGGUGCGCACACAAAGCGUAGCGAAAUUCCUCGCUGCCCCUGGAGUGAAAAGAGUGAACAACAGGACAUGACAUUGAUAUUUUCCGACGGAGACGCAUCAGCCUGGCGCGCACUUAUCUGGUCGAUUGCCCAAGGAUGUGCGCGCAAGGUGGAGAGGCCAGCUCUUGGAAGUGAAGAAAUGCAUCAAAUUCACUGCAGCCUGACGCGCCUUUGGCGCGAGCGGCAGACAUACUGAGGCGCCGACCAAGAGCAUUCGAACGCCAACAAUGAAACUCCGCCGCCCUGUCGCAGGCACGUUGGGGCCAUGUGAGAGCGCUUGGAUGGUUGGGAAAAAACGUGGCUUCUCGAAGCCAAAGGUGAGUAGCCUGAUGAUACAGGCUCCGCAUCGUGCUAAACACGGUGCGCCGACUCGUGCUCAUCGAUCUCCGCGUCCUGCUCCGACUAGUUGACCUCAACCUCCGCGUUGUGAAUGCCGCGCUGGGGUGUUGGGCCCCUGCCACGGCCAGGACAUUCGAGCCCCUCCAGGCAGCCCAGCGCGACGCCGCAGACCAAGAACAAGAUCAACAAGAAGAAGAUCAAGACACCAGCGAAGACUGCAAUUAAUCCCCAUGGCUCGGUGGUGGCUGUGGUGUUUGACGUGUCCGAACUCGUGCCCGUAUCGGUGGUCGUCGUGGCCGUCUUGGUGGUCUGCUUGACGUCGCGGAACUCGUGCCCGUAUCGGUGGUCGUCGUGGCCGUCUUGGUGGUCGUCGCGGUGGUCGUCUCAGUUGUUGCCUCGGUGAAGUCGAACACGUACGCGGAGCCUGAAUUGGUGCCCUAGUCGUCGUCAUAGUAGGCCCCCACCACCACGCGGGCCCCGUCGGAGCUCACGGCCACCGAGGAACCGAAAAAGUCGUAGUUGGCCCCAUCACUCGCCACAAGCUUCAGCAGCCUCUCGCCGGUGGCCCCGUCGAGCACGUACACGGAGCCGGCACCUUCGCCCUGGUCGUUGUCAUAUCUGCUCCCCACCACCACACGGGCCACGUCGGAGCUCACGGCCACCGAGUGACCGAAACUGUCGCCUGCGGCCCCAUCACUCGCCACAAGCUUCAGCAGCCUCUCGCCGGUGGCCCCGUCGAACACGUACGCGGAGCCUGAAAGGAAGCCCUGGUCGUUGUCCACAUCGUUUCCCACCACCACGCGGGCCCUCGUCGGAGCUCAAGGCCACCGAGAUUCCGAAACGGUCGUAAGCAGUCCCAUCACCCGCCACAAGCUUCAGCAGACUCUCGCCGGUGGCCCCGUCGAGCACUAAACGGCCCCCACCACCACGCGGGCCCCGUCGGAGCUCACGGCCACCGACAUUCCGAACCUGUCGUUGUCGACCCCAUCACCCGCCAAGAGCUUGAGCAACUGCGCGCCGCUGGUAGACAGGCGCCUCCCGAACUCGGCCUGCGGCUCGCGAGGGCGACCGCUCGCCGAGCCCUCCACCCUCGGGCGGGCCAGCGUCCCGCUCGCCGGCGACCCAGCGCUCGGGGCGCCGCGCGCUGCCAGCAGCAAGAGCAGCGCGCCGACGCUGUGAGACGUGCGCAGGCGCAUCAUGCCGUCUGCAAAUGUGCAGAGCUGAGCGGAACGAGAGACGCCAGAGGGGAGCCCUGGGAGGCCGGCGACGGCCCCUCGAAACCUUGAGCCAAAAUUGC
Messenger RNA from Prorocentrum cordatum, 1691 nucleotides. The record is from the annotation of a GenBank genome assembly. NCBI's taxonomy places the organism in Eukaryota, Dinophyceae, Prorocentrales, Prorocentraceae.